AGAUGCUCUAUUCCCGAGCUUAGCUACGGUAGCCCCAAGAUUCUCCCAUUGCCUCAAUUUCCCAAUUUCCCAUUCUUCUAUUUUUCUGAUUCUGGAUUUGCUUCAAAUUGCACCACAGCUGCUCUUCAUUUUCCAUUUCCAUUGUCUUAGUCUGUGACCAACAAGCGCCUGCGAUGGUCAAAGAGAUACCCUCGCCCAAAGGGCUCCCCUUCGUUGGGAACCUCUUUGACUUAAACGAUGAGGUACCAACGCGUGCCCUUGAACGGCUUGCAGACCAGUAUGGCCCCAUCUUCAAGCUUCGUACCUUGGGACGAGAGCGGAUCAUCGUCGCCGACCAUGAGCUAUUCGAGGAAGUCUGCGAUGAAACCAGGUUCUGCAAAGCAACUGGAGGGGGACUUGCCAGCCUCAGCUCGGGCUCGGGCGGUCCUAAAGGACUGUUCACCGCCCCCAGCGAAAAAGACACGGACUGGGCCCAAGCCCAUAGAAUACUCAUGCCCGCCUUUGGCCCUAUCUCUGUCCGUGGCAUGUUCGAUGAGAUGCUCGAUAUUGCUGAGCAACUUGUGCUCAAGUUCGCUCGAUUAGGAGAGGCGUACAAAAUUCCAGCCACAGAUGAUUUCACUAGGCUGACCCUCGACACUAUCGCUCUGGCUUCCAUGGACUACCGCUUCAAUAGCUUCUACACAGACGGAAUGCACCCCUUCGUGGAAGCAAUGACCCGGACCUUACAGGGAGGCCAGGCUCGAAUGCGCACCCCCCACAUUGUUCAGAUGUUUAUGUUCUCUGCAAACGAACAAAUGCGGAAAGACUCCGAAUUUCAAACAAGGCUGGCAGUCGACAUGGUACAGCACAGGCGGGAUAAUCCGACCCCAAAGAAGGACUUGCUCAAUACCAUGAUAUAUGGGAAAGAUCCCAAGACGGGUGAGGGCAUGAGGGAUGAGCUCAUCGCAGCUAACAUGGUUACAUUUCUGAUUGCAGGACAUGAGACUACGUCUGGCUUAUUGUCGUUCACAUUCUACAACCUACUCAAGAAUCCCGACACCUUCUUCAAAGCCCAACAAGAAGUUGAUAGAGUGAUUGGCAAAGAAAGACUGACCGUAGACCAUCUCAAAGAACUGCAUUACCUCAACGCGGUACUACGAGAAACCUUGCGACUUACACCCACCGCUCCAGGGUUUACACGGCGCCCGCGAGACGAGAACAAAGAAGAUCCAGUCAUAAUUGGAAAAGGCGACUACGUCUUGGAGAAAGACGCUUCGGUGUUCUGCCUACUCGGCAAAAUCCAGAAAGAUCCGAAAGUUUACGGAGAAGACGCGAAUAGUUUCCGACCGGAAAGAAUGCUGGAUGAAGCAUUUGAGAAGUUACCCCAAUGCGCUUGGAAACCAUUUGGAACGGGAAUGCGAGGGUGCAUAGGUAGACCUUUUGCAUGGCAGGAAGCUUUGCUCGUCACGGCCAUCUUGCUGCAAAAGUUCAACUUCAAAAUGGAUGAUCCUUCGUACGAAUUGCAGAUCAAGUCGACUUUGACCAUUAAACCGAAAGAUUUCUACAUGAGAGCGUCGCUUCGACCAGGGAUCACGCCUACAAGUCUUCAGCAGUCGUUGUCGGCUCUGUUAGGCGAGACGAAAGUUGGAGAGUUGCAAGAAGCGCAUGAAAGUAAAGAGCCAAAACAAGACGGCAACUGCAAGAAGUUGACCAUCUUAUAUGGGUCAAACACUGGAACAUGUCAAGCAUUGGCUCAAAGGUUGACUUCGGACGCUCGCCAACACGGAUACGAAGCCUCCGUUGCGGACCUGGACUCUGCUGUGGACAAGCUACCCAAAGACCAACCUGUGGUUAUCCUUACAGCUUCAUACGAAGGAGAACCGACAGACAAUGCUGCGUACUUCUUCGCAUGGCUACAAUCGGUGACAGGUGAUAAAAUGUUCGAUGGUGUCAACUUCGCAGUAUUUGGAUGUGGGCAUAGUGAUUGGGCUGCAACAUACCAGAGAAUACCGACUCUCAUCGAAUCUCUUCUGGAAAGUCACGGGGCCACCAAAUUUGCCGACCGGGGAUGCGCGAAUGCCGCUCAAGGCGACAUAUUCAGUGAUUUUGAUGCUUGGGCGGACCACACGUUCUGGCCUUCCCUACUUUCAACGUUCGGAAGCAAUGCUAGCAACGAAGAAGCCGGGGUGGCCGCACCACCAAGAUCGAAGGUCGAGAUGGAGAUUUCGACAGACAUGCGCUCCUCGCAGCUCCAACAAAGCGUGCUGCAAGGCACAGUGGUGUCUGCAAAAAUCUUAACAUCCCCAGGAGAGCCAGAAAAACGACAUCUUGAGGUCCAAUUGCCAGAGGGAACUGAGUACGAAGCCGGAGAUUAUCUCGCUGUGUUACCCUUGAAUCCAGAUGAGAGUGUGAAGCGAGUCCUCGCGCGAUAUGCUCUGCCAUGGGAUGCCACGGUUACGGUCAAAUCAGGCGGACCCGUUAAUCUUCCGGAGAACACACCAAUGUCAGCCUUCAAGCUUUUGGAGGGGUUUGUAGAGCUCUCGAUGCCUGCCACAAAGAAGAAUGUCGAAGCAUGCAUGAAUUAUACGGACCAUGAAGGGACAAAAUCAGCGCUUUCCUCUCUUUCCAGUUCGGACUAUCACACGGUUAUUGACCAACGCGUCAGCCUCCUAGAUCUCCAGGAUCAAUACCCAAGAAUAAACCUUCCCUUCGCUGAGUUUCUCGCCAUGCUGCCACCCAUGCGUCUCCGCCAUUACUCCAUAUCGUCUUCACCGUUGUGCAACCCAAGCACUUGUGUCAUCACGUACGGCGUCAUCGACGCGGAAUCCCUCUCCGGCCAAGGCCGAUUCGUCGGCGUCGCUGGCAGCUACCUAAGCAACGUGCGCAAAGACGAUCAGAUCCAGGUCAGCGUGCGCAAAAGCAACAAGAGCUUCCAUCUGCCAUCGAACACGGACACGCCGCUCAUCAUGUUUGCUGCCGGCACAGGUCUGGCCCCGUUUCGAGGCUUCGUGGAGGAGCGCGCUAGCCUCUUGUCUACGGGACGCCGGCUUGCGCCUGCGCUGCUCUUCAUCGGAUGUCGUUCGCGUACAGCAGACCGGCUUUAUGGCGAUGAGCUCGAUGAGUGGGCGAAGGUGGGUGCGGUGGAUCUGAGGUAUGCAUUUUCUCGGGAAUCAGACGCGUCAGAGGGCUGCAAAUACGUCCAGGACCGUAUGCUUCAGGACAAGGAAGACUUGGUGGGUCUCUGGGAUCAGGGCGCUAAGGUUUUCGUUUGUGGCAGUCCGAGCAUGGUCGAGGGCGUUCGAGGAGCCGCAUUGCAACUGGUGAAAGAAGGGAAAGCCCAGGAGGGCCUGGAGGCUACGAAGGAGGAGUCAGAGGCUUGGCUAAGAGGGCUGAGAAAUGAACGCAUCAGCGUCGAUGUUUUCGCGUGAAGGAUUGGGUAAUAUGGGGGCGCUUUCGCGUCUAAUUUACGGCCUCGUGUGUAUGACAUUGUGGUUUUUUCUUUUAGUAGGCCCAGUGGUGUCUUUCUGUUGUAGCUUGAUUGUCAAAGCACUACCACAACCUUUCUAAACCACGACAUAUGACAGAUUACCGGGACAUGGUGAGAAUGUAUUUAAUUCAUAGUCUGCCGCCCACGGACGUACCAUGCUUUGAAUUCUAUAAUCUUAAGGUCAUGAGGGCGUGCAUU
This is a messenger RNA of Mytilinidion resinicola, 3664 nucleotides long. RefSeq names its product cytochrome P450. Gene Ontology annotation, molecular function: flavin adenine dinucleotide binding; aromatase activity; heme binding. The transcript is spliced from 7 exons. Bases 174 to 3407 code for a protein of 1077 amino acids. Gene Ontology annotation, cellular component: cytosol. The record is from RefSeq and is a predicted model, not a curated record. Lineage: Eukaryota; Fungi; Ascomycota; Dothideomycetes; Mytilinidiales; Mytilinidiaceae.